This is a messenger RNA of Aspergillus ruber CBS 135680, 324 nucleotides long. RefSeq lists its product as uncharacterized. The transcript is spliced from 3 exons. The record is from RefSeq and is a predicted model, not a curated record. Bases 1 to 324 code for a protein of 107 amino acids. Lineage: Eukaryota; Fungi; Ascomycota; Eurotiomycetes; Eurotiales; Aspergillaceae.
AUGGAAUCAGGAGAACCUAAUGACGCGGGAGAAUUCUACGACGACCCCCUUGAUGAUACUGGGAUCGACCUGUUCGAGAUCCCCGAAGAUUUUGAUAAGGCAGAAGGAACAAUCUUGCGGCGAGAGCGGAUUGAAACCCGCUGGAAAUGGUCUGUUAUUCUAGUUGGUGUCUUAAACUCCGGCGAGGAAAAGAGGGCUGGCAUUAACAAAUCCAGCUCGUUAGAGAUGGAUUGGAAGAACCUUCGAGGAUAUUACCAGAAGACAACCAAGAUCAAAAUUAAUGAUGAGAAUGGUUCAGAAUGCGGAGGGGCAUCAAAUAUCUAG